Etheostoma cragini (Arkansas darter) is the source of this 3274-nucleotide messenger RNA. RefSeq names its product potassium voltage-gated channel subfamily KQT member 2-like. Bases 288 to 3014 code for a protein of 908 amino acids. The transcript has 18 exons. Gene Ontology annotation, molecular function: voltage-gated potassium channel activity. Gene Ontology annotation, cellular component: membrane. Gene Ontology annotation, biological process: transmembrane transport; potassium ion transport. NCBI's taxonomy places the organism in Eukaryota, Metazoa, Chordata, Actinopteri, Perciformes, Percidae. The record is from RefSeq and is a predicted model, not a curated record.
AAAUGAUUGCAGAUCUGUAAAAUGCUGAUGGCCGACGUGAUAAGACUGUGGACUUAAAAUCAUGUGCAUUUCCCUCCUUGCUGUGUCUGUCUGAUGACCGGAAGGGGCUAACGUAAAAGACUACACGUUGCAGUUUCGCAUGAUUAUUGCAAUUGGUUUUCUAGGGGGACCGACCCCGACUGCAUUCACCACCACCAGCACCACCAGCACACACCCCUCAGCACCGGUAAUGCAUCCCCGCGGCAAGGGCACGGACAACUCCUCGUUAGAGUCGUCUCGACUUUAGAAUGGUGCAGAAAUCUCUCAACGGCGGGGUUUACCCAACUCAAGCCGGAGAGAAAAAGCACAAAGUGGGCUUUGUUGGAUUGGACCCCGGCGCUCCUGAAUCCAACAGGGAUGGAGCGCUGCUCAUUGCGGGUUCGGAAAGCACCAAGCGGAACAGCAUCCUGUGCAGACCGAGGUCCAGCAUCUCCGCCGGGAGACCCAGACCGUCGAAGAAAAAUGCCAGCUAUCGGAAACUACAGAAUUUUCUCUAUAACGCACUGGAAAGACCGCGGGGAUGGGCGUUCAUCUACCACGCUUAUGUCUUCCUCUUGGUCUUCUCCUGUCUCAUACUUUCAGUCUUUGCCACCAUCAAAGAGUUCAAAAAUAGUUCAGAAAAUGCCUUGUACAUCCUGGAAAUUGUGACCAUCGUGGUGUUUGGAGUGGAGUACAUUAUAAGGAUAUGGGCUGCCGGUUGCUGCUGUCGAUACAGAGGAUGGAGAGGGAGGCUAAAAUUUGCCAGAAAGCCUUUCUGUGUCAUAGACAUUAUGGUGCUGAUAGCCUCCGUGUCCGUACUGGCAGCUGGAUCUCAGGGCAAUGUUUUUGCCACCUCGGCCAUCAGGAGUCUGAGAUUUCUGCAGAUCCUGCGCAUGCUGCGUAUGGACCGACGGGGAGGAACCUGGAAGCUGCUCGGAUCUGUAGUUUAUGCCCACAGCAAGGAGCUCAUCACAGCGUGGUACAUAGGCUUCCUGUGUCUCAUCCUGGCUUCAUUCCUGGUCUACUCUGUGGAAAAGGAGUCAAAUGAGGAGUUUGAGACCUACGCUGAUGCUCUUUGGUGGGGACUGAUCACGCUCACAACCAUUGGAUAUGGUGAUAAGGUUCCCAAGACGUGGAAUGGACGCUUGCUGGCAGCCACAUUCAGCAUGAUCGGUGUGGCUUUCUUUGCUCUUCCUGCUGGCAUCCUGGGUUCUGGCUUUGCCCUCAAAGUCCAAGAGCAACACAGGCAGAAACAUUUUGAGAAGAGACGUAACCCUGCAGCAGGCCUUAUCCAGGGUGCUUGGAGGUUUUAUGCCACCAACCUUUCCCGUACAGAUCUGCUGUACACUUGGGAUUUUUAUGAGCAGACUGUUGCUAUCCCAAUGUACCGACUUAUUCCACCUCUAAAUCAGCUGGACCUGCUGAGGAAUCUGAAGGGCAAGUCGUUCAGGAAGGAGUCUCAAACAGAAACCUCUCCCAGUAAUGAAAAUGCACACAAAGACAGACUUUGCGGGUGCUGUCCGAGAGCUAUUAGUCGAAAAGCUAGCCUGAAGGACAAGGUGUUCCCCAGUCCUUCCAAGGCUCCAGUGACCAAGGGGAAAGUCCGGUCUCCAGGGGCAGAAGACGGGGCUGAGGCGAGUCCCAGCAAAGUUGCCAAAACCUGGAGCUUCACUGAGAAGAACCGAGGGCCAAAGCACUCCUUCAGAGUCCGGGGCAGCGUCUCACGCCAAAACUCAGAGGUGCUGAUUGAAAUGCAGGAUGAAGACCUUGGACUGAAGAGUUCUCCAGCAAUUGAAGGUUUAAUAAAGGCGAGCCUUCCAGGAGAGGAAAUUGGUGACGAUAAGAGCUGCCACUGUGAGUUUCUCACUCAAGAAUUACCACCAGGCUUGAGGGUUACAAUAAGGGCAAUCUGCAUCAUGAAGUUUCUGGUGUCAAAGAGAAGGUUUAAAGAGAGCUUGCGGCCUUACGAUGUCAUGGAUGUGAUCGAGCAGUACUCUGCAGGUCACCUUGACAUGCUGUCUCGCAUUAAGAACCUGCAGUCCAGAGUUGACCAGAUAGUUGGUAAAGGUCCUAAAGCUGAAGGAGGGGCUGCAGAUGACCAGAGCAUGAUGGGACGGCUGGUCAAAGUGGAAAAGCAGGUGGUCUGUAUGGACAGGAAACUUGAUUUCCUUGUCAAUGUGUACGUGCAGCGAAUGGGAAUCCCUCGUUCGGAAACAGAUGCCUUUUUUAACUCUAAAGAGCCGUAUCCUGCCCCGCCUUACCACAGCCCAGAGGAGAGUAAGCAGGAGAAGGAGUGUAAAGAGGAAGUGAAGGAGGAAAAGAAGGAGCAGACAUGCUCACCUGCCGAUGUCCAGUGCUUUGAUGGGUCUUUGGAAAAGAAAGAUCCUCUACUGGGUCGGCCUGUGGCGAGAUCGGUGGGUACUUCCUCUGGCAGCAACAGCCGCCCCUCUACCUCCUGGCAGCACCAGCUGCAGCACCCCCUCAGCCAGCCUGCCUGGAACAGCAGUGUGGCCAACAGCCCCUCACCAGUUGGGGGCAGUGGCGAUCAUUCACCCACAUUGUUUCGCCUCCCGCCUCCACCUGCUAAGGUUCACGACCAAUCCUCCUCUGGCCCGGGCGGCAGUGGCAGAGAGAGCCGCUCCCAGAACAGGAGGCGCCACAGGAGGCAGAUGUGUCAGCAGGAUGCUACCGCCGUGGAGAGUGACACGUCUCUAUCCAUCCCAUCUGUUGACCAUGAGGAGCUAGAGCGCUCCUUUAGCGGCUUCAGCAUCUCCCAGGCCAAGGAAGACUUCUUUGGGCCUUCUUUCUUUAUAGGCUCAGGAGGGGGAGCUGGAGCAGAGCCUGAAGUCGCAGCUGGACCUUCUCUCUGUGCCAGGGUCAGACCGUUCAUAGCAGAGGGAGAAUCAGACACAGACUCGGACCUAUACGCUCCCUCACCCCUAUCCUUCACUGGAGAGGUCUCAUUCGGAGAGAGGGCAUGGCAAGGAAUGAAGUAGGUCAGGAUUGCUCCACCUGGCAAGGAAAAGAGAUCCGUGCUUCAGUUGCCAUUUUGAGACCUAUCAUGAGACCAUGUUGCCAGCUGACUGACUGUUGCUGUUGACGAUGCAGUGAAUGGUUAUAACGAGUAUAUUAAUGAACUGGUAAAAAUUUGUCAUUUUAAUAACAAAAGGGUUGUGCUUAAUUAUCUUUUUUGUUUGUGAAUACAAGCAAAGCAUUAUUACAGUUGCAUUGCAUCCAUCCAGCUCUUGGUUAAAUA